This is a messenger RNA of Lampris incognitus (smalleye Pacific opah), 1299 nucleotides long. RefSeq names its product sporozoite surface protein 2-like. Bases 1 to 1299 code for a protein of 432 amino acids. The record is from RefSeq and is a predicted model, not a curated record. NCBI's taxonomy places the organism in Eukaryota, Metazoa, Chordata, Actinopteri, Lampriformes, Lampridae. The transcript has 3 exons.
AUGGGCAUGGUGUGGGUGGAGAGGCGGAGGAGAGAGACAGUCAGUCAGCAUGCACCUCACUCACCUAACUCACCUCACUCACCUAAUUCACCCCACUCACCUAACUCACCUCACUCACCUAACUCGCCUACCUCACCUCACUCACCUAACUCGUCUCACUCACCUAACUCACCUCACUCACCUAACUCGCCUAACUCGUCUCACUCAUCUAACUCACCUAACUUGUCUCACUCACCUAAUUCACCUCACUCACCUAAGUCACCUAACUCACCUACCUCACCUCACUCACCUAACUCGCCUACCUCACCUCACUCACCUAACUCGUCUCACUCAUCUAACUCACCUAACUUGUCUCACUCACCUAACCCACCUAAUUCACCUCACUCACCUCACUCACCUAUCUCACCUACCUCACCUCACUCACCUAACUCACCUAACUCGUCCCAGUCACCUAACUCACCUCAUUCACCUAUCUCACCUAACUCACCUAACUCGUCUCACUCAUCUAACUCACCUAACUUGUCUCACUCACCUAACUCACCUCACUCACCUAAUUCACCUCACUCACCUACCUUACCUCACUCACCUAACUCGUUUCACUCAUCUAACUCACCUAACUUGUCUCACUCACCUAACUCACCUCACUCACCUAAUUCACCUCACUCACCUAACUCACCUCACUCACCUAUCUCACCUACCUCACCUCACUCACCUAACUCACCUCAUUCACCUAUCUCACCUAACUCGUCUCACUCAUCUAACUCACCUAAUUCACCUCACUCACCUAACUCACCUCACUCACCUAACUCGCCUACCUCACCUCACUCACCUAACUCGUCUCACUCAUCUAACUCACCUAACUUGUCUCACUCACCUAAUUCACCUCACUCACCUAAGUCACCUAACUCACCUACCUCACCUCACUCACCUAACUCGCCUACCUCACCUCACUCACCUAACUCACCUAACUUGUCUCACUCAUCUAACUCACCUAACUUGCACGCGCCUAAACAGUGCCCAGCCUUGGGGAAGGACUGCAGGAAGUGCGGAGGUAAAAACCACUUCGCCAAAUGUUGCUUCACAAAGAAGAAAGUGCAGCUUGUGGAGCACAAGGGUGACAGCAGCAGUGCUGAGGAUGAGACACCGUUCUUCGUGGAAACAGUCAAGCUUGUGGAUGAAGUGAGUGACGAAGAGGAAGAGGAGCCUCCAAUCUACGUCGACCUGGUGAAGGAUGUUGAGAGCACUACAGAGGACGAAUGGAUAGCACAUAUGGAGAAAGGCAAGCACUACUGGGGUUGA